UGUCCGGUCCUCAGUGUGCUGGGUUCCCUGAGCUUCCUGAGUUCUCAGGGGCUGGCUGUAGGGCUGGGUUCCACCUCUUUCAUUCCUCCCCUCAGGACCCUGCCACUGUGUUUUUCUUCCCUGUCCUGGGCAGAUCGCACACUACACACACCUUUCUUUUCCCUGGAUCCACCAUCCUGGGCUGAGAAGCCAGGAGAGAGGGUGGCAAGGUUCGGAGGAAGCGCUGGGACGAUUGGUUUUUGAAUAGCGAUUCUUCACCAUGGAUAGAUUCUUCAUCAUCUUCAGGAGCCUGGUCCUGUUGCAGGUGCUCUGCCUGGCCUUAUCACAAGUGACCGGUCCACCCGGACCGCAGGGCCCCCCUGGUCCCCCUGGCCCCGCUGGAACUCCUGGUGCUGACGGCAUUGAUGGUGAAAAGGGUCCUCCUGGACCUCCUGGACCAGUGGGUCAAAAGGGAGAACCAGGCGAGCCUGGUCCUGAUGGAUCUCCAGGGGAGGAUGGCAUUGAUGGUUUGAUUGGGGCUAAGGGUGAGAGGGGCCCUCGUGGUAAUCCUGGAACAAAGGGUCAGCCAGGGCCAGGUGGACCACCAGGGCGACCUGGACCUGGACUGCUUGGACUUCCUGUAAGUAACCCAGUUUAUAAUCUAUCUUACUUCCUUAAUUUGCUUCCUUUGCCUUUUCUUCCUAUUUUACUUAUUUUAUUUAGGGCCCAAGCACUCAAGGUUGGUUAUAUAAGACCAAAUUAA
This is a messenger RNA of Carassius carassius (crucian carp), 742 nucleotides long. Its product is annotated as collagen alpha-2(IX) chain-like. The record is from RefSeq and is a predicted model, not a curated record. Bases 260 to 742 code for a protein of 160 amino acids. Lineage: Eukaryota; Metazoa; Chordata; Actinopteri; Cypriniformes; Cyprinidae. The transcript is spliced from 7 exons.